ACUCACUCAUUCCACAUACAUGAAUGACAACAGAAGGUGAUACAUAGUUUUGAAAUAUAAAUACAAAAUAUUAUGUCAGAUAUGCAGGACUCACUGCUGCUGGGCUUAGAGGGCAUCAAGAAGACCAUCCAGCAUGGAGGAACUGGAGAACUCCCAAAGUUCAUCACUGGUGCAAAGGUGACGUUUCACUUCCGCACCAUGCUGUGUGACGAUGAGCGCACCGUGAUCGAUGACAGUAAAGUGGUGGGCACCCCCAUGGAGAUCGUCAUUGGCAACAUGUUCAAACUGGACAUCUGGGAGACUCUGCUGGCCUCCAUGAGGAUCGGUGAGGUGGCAGAGUUCUGGUGUGACACCAUUCACACUGGCGUUUAUCCUCUAGUGUCCAAGAGCAUGAGGCGCAUCGCAGACGGCAAAGACCCAGUGGACUGGCACAUCCGUACAUGCGGCAUGGCCAACAUGUUUGCCUACCACAGCCUCGGAUACGAAGACCUGGAUGAACUGAUGAAGGAGCCUAAGCCGCUCCUCUUCGUUCUAGAGCUGAUCCAGGUGCUGCAGCCCAGUGAGUACAACAGAGAGUCGUGGGCUCUGAGUGACGAGGAGAGGCUGAAGGUGGUGCCCGUGCUGCACGGUCAGGGCAACAAGCUCUACAAGCAGGGCCGCUACCAAGACGCCACUAUGAAAUACAAGGAAGCCAUCAUCUGCAUCAAGAACGUCCAAACAAAGGAGAAAGCAUGGGAGGCUCCAUGGCUGAAGCUGGAGAAGAUGGCCCACACCUUAACGCUCAACUACUGCCAGUGUCUUCUACGCAUGGAGGAGUACUAUGAGGUCAUAGAGCACACAAGUGACAUCAUCAACCAGCACCCAGGGGUAACAAAGGCCUUCUACCUGCGUGGAAAAGCCCACGUGGAGGUGUGGAACGAGGCCGAGGCCCGGCAGGACUUCAGCAAGGUGCUGGAUCUGGAACCUGGCAUGAAAAAGAUGGUGAAGAAGGAACUGGCGGUGUUGAACAUGCGGAUGGAGGAGAAGAACCAGGAGGACAGGGUCAAAUACAAGGGCAUGUUUUGAGCUAAAUAUUCAUUUUUGUAACUAGUACUGGAUCUAUCCAACCAUGUGGGGUACAUUUCUUUCUAUUUUAGAUAUUGAACCUUGCCCUUUUCCCCCACAAGGUGGCACUGAAUCCACAUGUACUGUCUUGUCUCAGCAGGGAUUCUGCAGUUGAGUAAUAAAUCCAAGCUGCAGCACAACUUCCAGACUCCUGAGGCUCGUAAAAGGAAAUCAUGUGAGAUGUAGCUACUGUUUGUCUGGCUACAUUUGGUCUUCUGUUUCGGAGACCUGCAUGGGCAAACUGCGGCCUGCGGGCCACAUCGGGCUCGCCAAAAGCAUUUUAAUCCGGCCUACUUAAUGUUUACCAAAAGUUUGUACAAAAAGGCCAUCCAAACACAACACAUGAACAAAGUGGUACUACACCAUAUGGGAAUACAAAUAUUUACACCAAUAGAAUGUACCAUGCCAAAAAAUAUAGUCCUAGCUUGUGGUACUCUCUUACAUGUUUGAGUGAUUGCAAAAUACGUUGAGGAAGUUGUGAAGAGACGUAAAUAAGGAGGAGUAAACAUACUCUUGAUUGCCAAUGUUGUAUUGUUCAUAGUUCAAAUUGUUACCCAGCAUGACUUGCGUCCAUUUGGAAAUAACAGUUUUAAGUUACAUGUUAUGUUUAGCGAGGUGCAUUCCUACAAUACGGCAAACCCCAAUAACGUCAUAUUAAAAGAUGAUCUUUGUCGCUUACAUUGAGGGAACCCCCACUGAGCAGCCCGUAAUGCAGAGAAGCAUCACUCAAGGAAAUGGGGCUCACUCUAAUGCAGAAGUCUA
Messenger RNA from Doryrhamphus excisus (bluestripe pipefish), 1866 nucleotides. RefSeq names its product aryl hydrocarbon receptor interacting protein-like 1 (gene aipl1). Lineage: Eukaryota; Metazoa; Chordata; Actinopteri; Syngnathiformes; Syngnathidae. Gene Ontology annotation, molecular function: peptidyl-prolyl cis-trans isomerase activity; protein binding. The record is from RefSeq and is a predicted model, not a curated record.